AUGGAAUGUUCUACAUGUGAAGGACCAACUUCUUAUCAAAGGGCAAAACUUCUUUUCAAAUAUACAAAAAAAAGCUGUAGAAAAAGCGUAAGUGCCAAGAAUAUAACGUUUUUCAUUGGCCAACGCUUUUCUUUUGGUGACAUUUUUUACAUGGCUUAUUUAUGGUUCAGGGCAACUGUUUGCGCAUUCUUAAGCUAUUUCCGUCAAUUUGUAGCAGAUGCUUUGGAAACCGAAGAAUGUGUUAUCGGUGGAGAAGGCAUCGUUGUGGAAAUAGAUGAAAUCAAAAUGAGCAAACGGAAUCUAGGUUAUGGGCGGUGUGAAAAAAAACGACGGAAAGACGCGUUUUUGCUGUUUCUGUUGAAAAACGGGACAGUGAAACGCUUCUUGAAAUCAUUAAGAAGCACGUCAAACCUGGCUCCAUCAUUCACACUGACCUUUGGCGAAGUUACAACGGAAUUGAGGAUAUUUUGGGUUCAAACACCAUACGGUAAAUCAUAG
Molecule: messenger RNA, 498 nt
Organism: Strongyloides ratti
Lineage: Eukaryota; Metazoa; Nematoda; Chromadorea; Rhabditida; Strongyloididae
Exons: 3
Coding region: 1-498 (165 amino acids)
Source: RefSeq, a predicted model, not a curated record